Messenger RNA from Penicillium subrubescens, 624 nucleotides. RefSeq lists its product as uncharacterized. Bases 1 to 624 code for a protein of 207 amino acids. The transcript is spliced from 2 exons. Lineage: Eukaryota; Fungi; Ascomycota; Eurotiomycetes; Eurotiales; Aspergillaceae. The record is from RefSeq and is a predicted model, not a curated record.
AUGCCCCCUAUCACAGCAGAAAUUCUAUUAGCUGAUUUAUCAGCACAACUGAAUACCCUUCUUUCCUUUCUCAAACUUGAUCUCUCUCCCGUUAUCUUAGCAGGUCCAGCGGAGUUGGGAUGCCAUCGCCCUGCCGUGCGGAUAGGAAAGGGAACGAACACCUAUGCCUGGAUACAGCGGCUCCAGGAAAUCCACUAUUGGACCAACUUGGCCUUAUGGGAGCAAGACUGGCUCAAACGGACCGGACGGAAUGCGCCCACACCAUGUCCAGGUUCUCAUCGUCUAGGGACCAUGGCUACGUUCAUUCAACAGGAAGGAUUAUCCGACAAUCAUAACACCAACAAAGCACUCCAGUAUGGACGCAGGUUGAUGCGAUUUGAAUCGACGUUAGGAAGCGGAUUCUCCCUCCUUCUUAUCCCAGUGCUACCAGCCGUUCGCCGCCUCUCCUUGGCUGAAGAGGCUAGGACAGUGGAGAUGAUACGAGGCAGUGACUUCACCCGCAUCAAACAUCAGGCGCAAGCUCUGUCUAGGCUGAGGCGCAAGUAUCAAUGCAUCCAUGGAAAAUCUCCCAUAAUCUAUCCGGCACUCGCAGAUCCAGCACGCCAUGGGGUGGGCUUGGAGUAG